AUGGCUAAAAUACAGCCAAUUAUAUCUUGCCAUAAACCUUUUGUUGUCAAUGAAUUCAACAACCAAUUAAAAGAUACCGGCAACAUUGUCAAAAUCAUUGUACCAAAAAAGGCAGCAAAUGUCAUUAGUGAAGAAGAAAAUCAUUCUCGUACAAUAAAGAGAAGUAAAUUGAAUGUUUUAAAAUCUGAUGUUGAUGGCACCUUAAUAUCUCCCACACUCUCAGAGUUUGAAAUCUCUUUCCAUGAGGACAGUGCCAUUUUAGAUUCCACUUUAUCAGAAAACUACCGAAAACCUCCACAUUCAUAUGAGUUGUUUAACUCAAUAAAAGAAAGUAAUGAAACCAAAGAAAUAUGCAAUAAGAAUUUUGAAAGGAAACGUAUCGCAAGGAAGUCACCUAAUAUUGUAAGGGCUUGUGAAAAGAGGAGCCGUGUGAAGGUACUUAAUAUUGUGAGGACUUAUGAAGAGAAUAACCCUAUCAAGGUACCUGACAUUGUAAGGGCGUAUGAAGAGGAUGCACUUGUGCUUGAUGUAAUUCAAGAUGACCCUGAACUGUUUGGCAGCCCGAGCAAAAAUAAUGACGUGUCGCAAACUUCUGGGCAAUCAGCAGGGCAGAAAGGAGCUGCUCGCAGAACAUUGGAGUUAACAAAUUGUAUAGAAGAUAACCUAGGAAUAAGUGAAAUGAACAGUGAAGACUGCAAGGAAUCUAAGGACAGAGUCUCCAGUACUUCUGUGCACUUGUCUGAGUUUGACACUUCUGGAGAGGUCUUGGAUUGUACUACCCACCAACUAUAUGGAUUCAAGCCUGAAAGCAACAUACCUUUGGAUGAUGAAAACUACUAUGAAAUAGACAUUUAUAUGGAUAAAUCUGUGGAAGGUGGAGAUGUAACUGAAUCUGGAGAUCACCCAUCUCAGGACAUUUCAAUUUCUAAGACAGAUGAGCACCUGCACGGUGGUGAGAAUGGAAUCAGCGUUGAAGGCCGAUGUUCAGACAAAUCUAUUUUGAGAGCGGAUAAACGACUUUCAUUGGAACCGCCUCUUUCUGUCUCUCCACUCCUGGGUUCAGCAAUCCAGAACGAUUUCAGGUUUACCAGCAACCACUCUGUGCCAUCGACAUCUGUCCACUCUCCUUCCUCUCCACAGUUAAAUAGUCAGGAACAGCAGUGUAUUACCAAGCCAUCCAGGUACCUCUUGGAAUUGGCUGCACUACCAUCAGGCUGCUGCAGGUAUUAUUUUGCCACAGUUAAAGGUUGCAAGAGAAACCCAUGCAGGUUUGGACAUGAACCAAAACAAGAAGAUGAAAAACUUUGCAUUGAAAUUAUUCAGAAAUUCAUGGAGACCAAUAAUCCACAUCUUUUAUCACGUGCAGUAAGAAUAUUUAUAAAAUACUACAGCAAUUUUGGACCUGGCAUCCAUUGUAAUUCCCAAGUGAUGAACCGACUCCUUUUUGCAUUGUUGAAGGUGCAAAAGCUGCAGGACCUGUUUGAGCUGCUCAGCACUGUGGUAAUGAUGAAGAUGCUACCAGAAGCCGAUGUUUUACUAAAUGUAUUUGAACUUGUGGCAUCUACAGGCUCAAGAAAUCUGCUUCCCAAACUCAUAGAUGUAACCUGCAAGUGUGUGGAAGCAGGACUUAGUUUCCAGCCGGAUCAGUUUAAGUGUAUAGUACAGCUGCUAACUCAACUACAAGUUUCUCAUCAAGAAAUAAAUCUCAUUUUGGCUCUCGAGAACAGAUCAUUAUUUCAUCCUGCAGAACAAAGCAACUUCAAUUUUGCAAUUGCUGAAAUAAAGCACUAUAAAGAAAAAGGCCAAUGGGACAAGAUUGGAAUUUUGUAUCAAAGUUUACAUUUAAACUGUGGUGGUAAACGUGAUCUACACAGAGUUGCCAAGUGCAUUGCUGCUGCACUCAUACAGGCCAAAGAUGAUGGACCCGUGGUUCCCUUCUGUGAAUUUGCAAAAGCAGUGUUGCAAAAGCCACACACCAAUGGACUGACAAAACAUUUGCUUGGUAGGAUUGGAAUCUCUGUCAUGGUUGCAUACUAUAGCAUUGAAAAGUGGGGAAAGGCAAGACAAACUUUGGACGUCUUACAGGAAAUUCAACCAAACUUCACAGGAGUGAAAGCACUUGUUACUGAGGGUACUGUAUCCAGGUGCCAAAUUGUUAACGUCGCUGCAGAUAUCUUUCUGAAAACACGAUGUGUGAAUCAAGCAUUUCGAAUGUUGCAAGAAUUUGGCUGGAUAAUUGGUGCUCCAGCGUGGCCUUAUGACAAAGUGGACAUUCUGAACCGACAGAGGUUGCUGUUCAGUCUCGCUGAUGCAGCUAUGACAAAGAAUAUGUAUUGGCAAGCACUGGAUAUUUUACAGCAUUUACCUGGAUUCCAGAAUGUAAAUGGUAUCAUGGAUGUUGCACAGUAUGUCAGUGUUUUCAGCAAGCUUCUGGAUGAAUGUAUCCAGAAUAAUUGUCUUGGAGUAUCUUUAGACACUGUGGAUUUCAUGAGAUCCGCAAACAUUCCCAUAAACUCAUUAGCCAUAAGGAAACUGAUUACUGCUUUGGGCAGAUGCUGCUUGUGGCCGAAAGCAAGAAAACAGUACAAAAAGGCCUUGUCAACUGGGUGUUAUCCACCAAUGGAGGUAAACCUACACCACAGAUUGCUCCCAGUGCCUUACUUUAUGUCAGAAGUUGAGAUGCUGCUGGCCAUCGAAGUGUUUCUAGUUACAAAUGCCAGCAGCAUUCAGAGUCCCAGCGUCCCCCAUCAGCCUUAUCAAAUAGUACUUCGCAGGCCUGAAGAUGAAAGGAGUAACCUCAAUCGCAUGUCAAACGGAGAGUAUGAAGCAGCGGUGGAUAGAUUGAUGGCAGCUGCCCGCAUAUCUGAGCCAAAGCUUCAAGUGAAGCACACGACUGUCAACAUUGCAAGAGAGGAGGUUUUCAGUUUGGAAUAUUGCUCAGCCCUGAAAUGGCUUGACCAGAAUAUGAAUUGGGCUGGGAAUGCUUGGCUGUUUGGCUAAAUGCAGCAGGAGGAUCUUUUUUGGAAUGAAUAAAAAAAAACUCUGAAAUGUUGACUGUGUGCAAUAUAGGCAGUCACUGUAAUAAAACCCUUUUGUGUCUGAAAAA
Molecule: messenger RNA, 3106 nt
Organism: Callorhinchus milii (elephant shark)
Lineage: Eukaryota; Metazoa; Chordata; Chondrichthyes; Chimaeriformes; Callorhinchidae
Gene: topaz1
Product: testis and ovary specific TOPAZ 1
Exons: 20
Coding region: 1-3000 (999 amino acids)
Biological process (GO): spermatid development; spermatocyte division
Source: RefSeq, a predicted model, not a curated record